Messenger RNA from Chiloscyllium plagiosum (whitespotted bambooshark), 1721 nucleotides. NCBI's taxonomy places the organism in Eukaryota, Metazoa, Chordata, Chondrichthyes, Orectolobiformes, Hemiscylliidae. The record is from RefSeq and is a predicted model, not a curated record.
AUGGCACAAAGGUUAUUUGGCACGCUUGCCUUCAGUGCUCAAACCAUUGACCUGAGGAGUUGGGAGCUUCAGGUUGCUCGAUUAAAUUUACUGGCGAUUAUCAUUUUGGCCCGGGGAAAGUGUGGCCUCUGCACCUGCACAUCUCGGUACCUGGUUGCCAUGGCAUCUGCAGACCUAUUGGUCAUUAUCAUUGAGGUCAUGUUGUGGCGCAUCCUUUAUUAUUAUGUCCCAGGUUCAUUUCUGUACAUCACACCGCAGCAGAGGGAGAGGCUGCAGCGAGGACCAGGUGGCUGCCAAGAAUAUAUUUGGGUAGUGGCUGAACCCAAGACACUAAACGUCCUCCUCAUCCAACCAAAAAAAGACUCUGUGGUGGGUUGGAAGCCUCACCCAGGAUCAUUAUGUACCCUCACCCAGCACCAUUGUGUACCCUCACCCAGGAUUAUUGUGUACCCUCAACCAGGACCAUUGUGUGCCCUCUCCCAAGAUCAUUGUGUAGCCUCCCCCAGGACCAUUGUGUUCUCUCACCCAGGACCAUUGUGUACCCUCACCCAGGAUCAUUGUGUAGCCUCCCCCAGGACCAUUGUGUUUCCUCACCCAGGAUCAUUGUGCAGCCUCACCCAGGACCAUUGUGUACCCUCUCCCAGAAUCAUUGUGUACCCUCACCCAGGACCAUUGUGUCCCCUCACCCAGGAUCAUUGUGCAGCCUCACUCAGGAUCAUUGUGUCACCUCAUCCAGGAUCAUUAUGUGGCCUCACCCAGGACCAUUGUGUGGCCUCACUCAGGACCAUUGUGUACCCUCACCCAGGAUCAGUGUGUACUCUCACCCAGGAUCAUUGUUUACCCUCACCCAGGAUCAUUGUGUACCCUCAUCCAGGUUCAUUGUGUACCCUCACCCAGGACCAUUGUGUAGCCUCACCCAAGAUCAUUGUGAACCCUAACCCAGGACCAUUGUGUACUCUCACCCAGGAUCAUUGUAUACCCUCACCCGGGAUCAUUGUGUACUCUCACCCAGGAUCAUUGUGUACCCUCAUCCAGGACCAUUGUGUACCCUUACCCAGGAUCAUUGUGUACCCUCACCCAGGACCAUUGUGUCCCCUCACCCAGGAUCAUUGUGCAGCCUCACUCAGGAUCAUUGUGUCACCUCAUCCAGGAUCAUUAUGUGGCCUCACCCAGGACCAUUGUGUGGCCUCACUCAGGACCAUUGUGUACCCUCACCCAGGAUCAGUGUGUACUCUCACCCAGGAUCAUUGUUUACCCUCACCCAGGAUCAUUGUGUACCCUCAUCCAGGUUCAUUGUGUACCCUCACCCAGGACCAUUGUGUAGCCUCACCCAAGAUCAUUGUGAACCCUAACCCAGGACCAUUGUGUACUCUCACCCAGGAUCAUUGUGUAGCCUCACACAGGACUAUUGUGUACCCUCACCCAGGAUCAUUGUGUAGCCUCAACCAGGAUCAUUGUGUAGCCUCACCCAGAAUCAUUGUGUACCCUCACCCAGGAUCAUUGUAUAGCCUCACCCAGGAUCAUUGUGUACCCUCACCAAGGACCACCGUGUCGCCUCACUCAGGUCAAUUGCGUAUCCUCACUCAGGACCAUUGUGUUGCUUCACUCAGGACAUAUCGUGAACACAGGCGACUCUAGGUCAGCAAAACCCCAAAAACAAAGCUGGGCUUCACCCAAACGGUUUUCACUUUAUCUCGGAUCCAGGCUGGCAGACCAUUGUA